AUGAUUCAUGAUCAAACAGAGAGAAGGGAAAGUGGCAAAGUUCGCUAUCCUUCCUUGAGCAACCGGAGGCAGAGCUUAGACGAAGCCCCUCCUACAGAUCAAGACGCCCUGCGCGCAUUGAUCGAGCACGCAGAGAGAGCGACGGAUGAUCCAUUAGCUCUUCCAGCCUUUAUGGCACUGGUCAACAAGAAUCAGACACACACAGCGGCAUUUAUACUAACAUUAGCAGCUGCUUACAAGGAAGAAAAAGCCCUCCGUCUAGAGAAGGAGGCUGAGCAUCAAGAAGUCCUCCAGGAGAAGGAAACUUAG
Molecule: messenger RNA, 309 nt
Organism: Endocarpon pusillum Z07020
Lineage: Eukaryota; Fungi; Ascomycota; Eurotiomycetes; Verrucariales; Verrucariaceae
Exons: 1
Coding region: 1-309 (102 amino acids)
Source: RefSeq, a predicted model, not a curated record